This is a messenger RNA of Mesocestoides corti, 246 nucleotides long. Lineage: Eukaryota; Metazoa; Platyhelminthes; Cestoda; Cyclophyllidea; Mesocestoididae. The record is from the annotation of a GenBank genome assembly.
AUGGCGGACCAUGUCUUCGCGCUACGCACUCGUCGCCUACCAGCCACCCAGGAGUUUGGGCUGGAGUCUGUUUCUGUCGUAGGCACCAUGGCAACAAUAACUACCGGCCUUUUAACUGGAUCUGAGUUGUGGUUCCCGAAGGCCUCUAUUGGGGCUGCAGUGCUGCAGGGCAUGCCUGCUUCUGCACCAGUCAGAUCCAUGAGAUACAGCGCCCAACAUACACUGCUUCAGAAGGCUUCAAAAUGA